AUGUAGAGGAGGUGGGGGGAGGGAGGGGGCGCAACUAUAUAGGACUGUCUUUGAAGGCUGGUGGUCAGUGGAGACGAAAGAUAAGAAAAAGAAUGUCAUCAUUUUAAUGCUGUAAUACAGAGGAGAUCAGAGAAAUCAAUAACAGGGUGAGAGGCCCCCGCCCCCCGAGUUGUUUCUCUGUGAUCUGCAGAUGGGGUAAAAACAUUAGUUUUGAUUUUUGGGGCCAAUUUUCCUAAAAGCCCCCUCAGAAAUGAUCAUGUAGAGGUCAUGACGGCAGCACAGGCUGGCUCAGAAGAGACAGCAAUGCUGUACCACGUGGGCUGUACCACGUGGGCUGUACCACAUGGGCUGUACCUCUUCCCUUUUAAAUGCAGCCUGUGGCCUAGAUGUAAAACAAAGGGGGCAGCAGUGGUCCCUGGGGACUCGUUCCACUCUCGAAGGGCUCCUGCUUUUACAACUUCCUCUUGUGUUUCCUGUUUUAUUUUGAAGUUCCAGUUGUACUUCCUCUAUCCUUCUCUCUCACUGAUUGCUGCCUGAUGUCUUUCACCUGUGUCCAAUCAGUUUCACCUGCUGCCACUGCAGCCAUGUGUUUCUUUUCCUCUUCCACUACUACAGUACUUGGAGUACUUGUACCUGGUACUUCAUGUCAUUAAGUCUGUGUACCUGCUCCAUGGAAACGUUUCCUCUGUUUAGAGACGAGGAUUACCGACAACUGCCGAAGUCGUGCACGGUCGGAGCUGCUGAUGCUGCUGUGACAGAAGAGCGGCGGACCUUCAGGAGGCAGAACUCUGCUGUUACCGGGAUCAGUGAACACACUCUGAGGCAGGAAGGAGCACCAGCCCCGGGCAGCUGAGAGGAGGAUUUACCCCACCCAGCUCACACUGCCCCCGCAGCCUUUCUGCCCUUUCAGUCAGAGGAUUAAGAACCUUGAUUGUUGCGGGACUGGACUGGUGGAAGUGAGGGGAGGAGAGGAGACUGACUCCUGGCUUAAGUCUGAGGAGGAGUGAGGAGGACCUUCACUGCUCUCCUGCUCCACAGCUUCUUCUGCGGGGAUGCCAGCCUCCAGAGGAGCCUAGAACAUGGAAGACGGUGUCAGCGGAAAUCCUUCAGGAACAAUCAAAUGUGAAAGGCUGUGACACCUGUCAAUCAAGAAGACACUUGUACGGUGGUGUGUUCCUGAGCAGACAAAGACGUCCCCACCCCCUGCUCUCUGGAGGGGUGAGGGGCGGAGCCAGUCCUACCUUACCUGUGCUGGGUCAAACCCCUCUGCCUCCCACACCAAAGCAGCGCUGCACCCCCUUCCUCCUCCCACCCUCCUCCCCUCAGCCUCCAGCUGAAACCCUACACCUCUGACAUCAUGCACAGAGACAUUGGCUGCUGCUCGGCCGGCCCGGCGCUCACAGGGUUGCGGGCUCUUCUCUGCACUUCCCUCUCAGGAGAGAGCUCUGCAACUCGGAUCGGCGCUCUCUGAAAACCACAAGGAGCUCAUCUGUGUUUGGAUCAAUCGCUGCUGCUGCUGCUGCUGCUGCUGCUGCUGCUGCUGCUGCUGCUGCUGCGGGGCUGAGGAAGCCUCCACCUGUGGCUGACCCCAGCGACUGCACGCCUCCCUCCAGGCUCAGUCAUCCACUGACUUGGAGGGGGGAAUUAUUUCACGGGCUUUAUUGAGGAAUUGUUCUGUCACUUCUGAAGAGAGAAGGAAAAAAAAAAGAAGAGAAAAGGCGCUGAAAGGAGCGCCGGCAUUAAAUCUCCUCAGGAUACGGAUUUAUUUUCUCCACGGAGAUGGACGCAGGUGGCGCUCUAUGAUUGCCUGAGUUUUUUGCCAAUCAGACGCGACAUGGACCUCAGACUAAAAUGGCUGUCGCCUCUCACCAGGGGAGCUCUUCAUCUCCUGCUGCUGGUCAGGCUGGUGUCGCCAUCUCAUUCAGAGAGCAUGCCCAGCUUCAUCAAGUCCCCCGACGAUCAGACCGGGAUAUCAGGCGGAGUGGCAUCCUUCGUGUGCCAGGCAGAGGGCGAGCCCAAACCUCGCAUCACCUGGAUGAAGAAGGGGAAGAAAGUCAGCUCUCAGCGCUUUGAGGUGAUCGAGUUUGACGACGGCUCCGGCUCAGUGCUGCGGAUCCAGCCUUUGAGGACUCACCGGGAUGAAGCCAUCUAUGAAUGUACAGCCACCAACAGUGUAGGGGAGAUCAACACCAGUGCCAAGCUCACCGUCCUGGAAGAGGACCAGAUCCCCCACGGUUUCCCCUCCAUCGACAUGGGCCCCCAGCUGAAGGUGGUGGAGAGAACCCGUACGGCCACCAUGCUGUGUGCAGCCAGUGGAAACCCCGACCCAGAGAUCUUCUGGUUCAAGGACUUCCUGCCUGUGGACAUCGGCAGCAGCAAUGGACGCAUAAAACAGCUGCGGUCAGGAGCUCUUCAGAUUGAGAACAGUGAGGAGUCCGACCAGGGCAAGUACGAGUGUGUGGCAAUCAACAGCGCCGGGACCCGCUACUCUGCCCCUGCUAACCUUUAUGUUCGAGUCCGACGAGUGCCUCCCCGUUUCUCCAUCCCUCCCACCAACCACGAGGUAAUGCCCGGCGGCAGCGUCAACUUGACCUGCGUGGCGGUUGGCGCGCCCAUGCCUUACGUCAAGUGGAUGACUGGCGAAGUGGAGCUGACCCGGGAGGAGGAGAUGCCCAUCGGCCGCAACGUCCUGGAGCUCACCAACAUCCGACAGUCGGCCAACUACACCUGUGUGGCCAUGUCCUCUCUGGGCAUCAUCGACACCACGGCGCAGAUCAUCGUCAAAGCGCUGCCAAAACCACCGUCCUCCCUCAUCGUGACAGAAACCACAGCAACCAGCGUCACCCUGACCUGGGACUCCGGGAACCCAGAACCCGUGUCGUACUUUGUGAUUCAGUACCGAGCCAAGCUGUCGGACAAUGGUUUCCAGGAAGUAGACGGAGUGGCCACCACCAGGUACAGCAUCGGUGGUCUCAGCCCCUUCUCCGAAUAUGAAUUCCGCGUCCUGGCCGUCAACAACGUGGGCCGCGGACCGCACAGUGGUAUCGUGGACACUCGUACGAGUGAGCAGGCGCCGUCGUCGCCCCCUCUCCACGUCCAGGCCCGCAUGCUGAGCUCCAAGACCAUGCUGGUCCACUGGGAGCCUCCGGAGGAGCCCAACGGACAAAUCCGAGGGUACCGAGUGUACUACAGCUCGGACCAGGACGCCCCGCUCAGCGCCUGGCAGAAACACAACACAGAUGACAGCCACCUCACCACCAUCUCAGGCCUGAUCACAGACAUCACCUACAGCCUGAGGGUGUUGGCGUUCACCUCUGUGGGAGACGGGCCGCCCUCUGAAGUGGUGCAGAUCAAAACCACACAGGGAGUUCCUGCUCAGCCGUCGGGGUUCGAGGCCGAGGCGGAGCUGGACUCACGCAUCAUGUUGUCGUGGCUGUGGCCGGUCCUGGACACAGUCACUGGGUUUGAGCUGCUGUACUGGGAGGCCAACAGUCCCACAGACAAGCUUCGAUUGACUUUCGGUCCAGCGGGGUCUUACGCCGUUGAUGGUUUGAAACCGGACACCAUCUAUGUGUUUUCUUUGGCUGCGAGAUCAGACAUGGGUCUAGGGGUCUUCACCAAACCCGUGGAGGCCAGAACUGCCCAGUCCACCCCUUCAGCUCCUCCCCAGGACGUGCGUUUGCUCAGCCUCAGCUCCACCAGCAUCAAGGUGAGCUGGGUGGCACCACCCAAAGACAGCCACCAUGGGGAGAUAGUGAGCUACUCCCUGGCCUACCAGGCAGUCGCAGGAGAGGACACGGAGCGCCACCUGGUGUCAGGAAUUGCUCCGACUGAAACCAGCUACACGCUGACGGACCUGGAGAAGUGGACGGAGUAUAUGGUGUGGGUGGGGGCUCACACUGAUGUUGGGGCCGGUCCAGAGAGCCCAGAGGUCCGGUGGCGAACCUUGGAGGAUGUGCCCGGAGCUCCUCCCAGGAAGGUGGAGGCCGACCCUGUCAACUCCACCACCAUCAGAGUGACCUGGAAGCCCCCCCUGACUGUGAAGCAGCACGGGCAGAUCAGAGGCUACCAGGUGGUCUACUCCAGACUGGAGAACGGAGAUGCCCACGGUCAGCCGGUCAUUGUGGACGUGGCCCUGCCUGACGCUCAGGAGGCCAUUAUCCCAGGUCUGCUCCCGGAGACGACCUACUCCCUGACUGUAGCUGCGUACACCACCAAAGGGGACGGAGCGCGCAGCAAAGCCAAGGUGGUCACCACCACGGGAGCAGUCCCGGCUAAACCCACCAUGAUGAUCAGCACCACCAUCGGGAACACGGCCUUGAUCCAGUGGCAGCCUCCUAAAGAGAUGGUGGGGGAGCAUGUGGGAUACCAGCUGCAGUACAAAAGAACUGAGGAGACCACGUUCACCGUCAAGGACUUCAGAAAGACCGACGACCACUUCACAGUCACCGGCCUCCACAAGGGCGCCACCUACAUCUUCAAACUGUGCGCCAAAAACCGAGCAGGCAACGGCGAGGAGUACGUGAAGGAGAUCAGCACCCCCGAGGACACCCCCAGCAGUUACCCUCUGAAUCUGAGUGUGGUGGGGCUGACCGCCACCUCCACCCAGCUGGCCUGGGACCCUCCACCUGUGGCUGAGAGGAACGGGAAGAUGGUAAAGUAUCUGGUGGUGUACCGUGACAUCAACAGCCUGCACAACAACACCAACAGCACCACAGAGACACGGAUGACCAUCCAGGACCUGCAGCCGGACACCACCUAUGACAUCAGAGUCCAAGCCUUUACCAGCAAAGGUGGAGGUCCUAUCAGCCCCAGCAUCCAGAGCAGGACCAUGUCCACCUCCAUGCCAGUUUUUACCAAAAACUUUGGAGUGAAGGCCGUGACGAAGACCUCCGUCCUGCUGACCUGGGAGGUUCCUGAGUCCUACAAGUCCCAAGCUCCUCUCAAGAUCCUCUACAACCAGCAGAGUGUGGAGGUCCAGGGCAGCCUGAAGAGGAGCCUCAUCACUCAGCUGCAGCCUGACACCGAAUACUCCUUCGUGCUGAUGAGCCGGGGCAACAGUGCUGGGGGGCUCCAGCAGCAGGUCUCCAUCAGAACUGCCCCAGACCUGCUGAAGACCAAACCUGCCGUGUUCCAGCAGGACACGGAGGAGGGGGGGAAAGUGACCAUCAGUCUGCCCAGGAUGACUGACGGGACGUCUGUCAGGUGGUACUACAUCGUGGUGGUCCCUGUCGUCUCAGCUGCCCAAAACAAAUGGGAGACGCCAGAAGACAUGGACAUAGAGGAGCUCCUGGAGGCCGGCGCUGGGAACGGUCAGCACAGGAGGAGGAGACGGAGCCAGGACCUGCCACAGCCGUACAUCGCUGCCAAGCUGGACACGGUGCCUGACAUCUUCAUUCUGGGCGAUGAGAGGAAGUACAACGGAUUCUACAACAAAGCACUCAUUGGUCAACAGCAGUACCGCUGCUUUGUGCUGGCUGACCUGUCGGACCACGAGUCGCAGAGGACAUUUGCAGCCAGUCCCUUCUCUGAGCCAAUCAUGGUGAAGCUCCACAGUGGGAUGACUCGUCAGACUGAGGAGCCGGAGAUGCUGUGGGUCAUGGGUCCAGUCCUGGCGGUCAUUCUCAUCAUCAUCAUAGUCAUUGCUAUUCUUCUCUUCAAGAGCAAACAGGAAAGGAAGAGAACGUCUCCAGCCAAGGACGAGCACAUGGUGGGGGUGAAGGACUCACUGUUGGCCCACUCUUCAGAUCCUGUGGAGAUGAGGAGACUCAACUACCAGACACAAGGUUCCAGUGUCCUCAGUUGCCCGAACACAACAAGGAUGCGGGAACAUCCUCCCAUCGCUGUCUGUGACCUGGCUGACCACAUCGAGCGGCUCAAAGCUAACGACGCCCUGCGCUUCUCUCAGGAGUACGAGUCCAUCGAUCCUGGACAGCAGUUCACCUGGGAGCACUCCAACCUGGAGGUCAACAAGCCCAAGAACCGCUAUGCAAAUGUGAUCGCCUACGACCACUCCAGGGUCAUCCUCACGCCGGUGGACGGAGUUCCGGGCAGUGACUACAUCAACGGGAACUACAUCGAUGGCUACAGGAAGCAGAACGCUUACAUCGCCACCCAGGGGCCGCUGCCGGAGACGCUGACCGACUUCUGGAGGAUGGUGUGGGAGCAGAGAACCUGCACCAUCGUUAUGAUGACCAGGCUGGAGGAGAAAUCACGGGUGAAGUGUGACCAGUACUGGCCCAGUCGAGGCACCGAGACAUACGGGAUGAUUCAGGUGACCAUGCUGGACACUGUGGAGUUGGCCACGUACAACGUGCGCACCUUCGCCCUCUAUAAGAACGGUUCCAGUGAGAAGAGGGAGGUCCGACAGUUCCAGUUCAUGGCCUGGCCUGAUCAUGGAGUCCCGGAAUAUGCCACUCCCACGUUGGCUUUCCUACGCAGAGUCAAGGCCUGUAACCCCCCAGACGCUGGGCCCAUGGUGGUCCACUGCAGCGCCGGUGUCGGCCGCACAGGCUGCUUCGUCGUCAUAGAAGCCAUGCUGGAGAGGAUGAAGCACGAGAAGUCAGUGGACAUUUACGGCCAUGUGACGUGCAUGCGAGCUCAGAGGAACUACAUGGUGCAGACGGAGGAGCAGUACAUCUUCAUCCACGAAGCCCUGCUAGAAGCUGCAGCCUGUGGCAACACAGAAGUCCCCGCCCGGAACCUCUACGCCCACAUCCAGAAGCUCAGCCAGGUCCCUCCAGGAGAGAGCGUCACCACCAUGGAACUGGAGUUUAAGAGACUGGCCAACUCUAAAGCACAUACCUCAAGAUUCAUCAGUGCCAACCUGCCGUGCAACAAAUUCAAGAACCGCCUGGUGAACAUCAUGCCUUUCGAGUCCACCCGCGUCUGCCUGCAGCCAAUCCGAGGGGUGGAGGGCUCCGACUACAUCAAUGCCAGCUUCCUUGAUGGAUAUAGGCAGCAGAGGGCGUACAUAGCCACCCAGGGCCCGCUGUCCGAGACCACGGAGGACUUCUGGAGAAUGCUGUGGGAACACAACUCCACCAUCGUGGUCAUGCUCACCAAGCUCAGAGAGAUGGGACGGGAAAAGUGCCACCAGUAUUGGCCCGCUGAACGUUCGGCUCGUUACCAGUACUUCGUGGUGGAUCCCAUGGCUGAGUACAACAUGCCGCAGUACAUCCUGAGAGAGUUCAAGGUCACGGACGCCAGGGACGGACAGUCAAGGACCAUCAGACAAUUUCAGUUCACCGACUGGCCAGAGCAGGGAGUGCCAAAAACUGGGGAGGGAUUCAUUGACUUCAUUGGUCAGGUCCACAAAACCAAGGAGCAGUUUGGACAAGACGGACCAAUCACUGUGCACUGCAGUGCUGGUGUUGGUCGCACCGGUGUGUUCAUCACCCUGAGCAUUGUCCUGGAGAGGAUGAGGUACGAGGGCGUGGUCGACCUUUUCCAAACCGUCAAGACACUCAGAACUCAGAGGCCGGCCAUGGUGCAGACAGAGGACCAGUAUCAACUGUGCUACCGGGCUUCUCUGGAGUACCUGGGAAGCUUCGAUCACUAUGCAACAUAACCUCCACCCAACCUCCUCCACCCAGGCCGACAGAAGCCCACAGAAGAACCCGGUGUCUCCUCUGAGCCAUAUCUACUCUGCUCCAUCAGCCCGUGUGGCUUGAUGAGGAGGGGCCGUGGAGAGGAGAGUCAAACGGGGGAGACACCUAGGAGGGGAGGAGAGGAAACAGAACAGAACAGAUCGCCCCCUACUGGACUGAUUCCAUUAUCCUGCCACAGAAAUGACACCAAAACCUCAUUUUAAAAAAGAAAAGAGAAAAGAAAACUCCUGGUCUCGCUUUAUCCUCCCUCCGCCUUCCUGAUUUCACCUUCUCCUUACAGCACAAACACAUUUAUUUUCUGCAUUUAUAUUCAUUAUGCUGUCAAAAUAUAUAUUUAGAAUUUAUUUUGUAUUCAUUCACACUGGUUUAUUAUACGUCUUAAUGGGUCUUUUUAUUAUUAUUUGUUUAUUCCUAUGUUAUUUUUUUAGCACUAAGAACAUGUAUUUUCAACAUGUUAUUAUUAAUACUGCAGAGCUUAUACUCACAGCUGCUAAUCAUUUUAUUUUUUACCAUAGAUAUAUAUGAUAUAGUCUGACAGUAACAAUACUCCACUGGCUCCUGUCAGGAGGAAACGUGGCUUCAACGUUAACGUCUCUACGUCCGACCCAGCGGUGAUGGUUCGGAUGAAAUAAAUCUUUGGUUGUUAACCCAAAAAGACUGCCGAUGCCUACGACAUCUCAGUAUAAGCAUGUACAGACCUAAAUGUCCUCUACAGAUCGAAGACAGGAGAACAGCGAUGAUGAUGGAACCACGCAGCUUACAAAGCACUGCAUGGAGGGGAAAAAGAAAAAAAUACACAGGAUACUCUAAAGAUACGAUGAGAUAUUUUCUGAACAUCAAUCAAGACUCAAAGCUGAACGUUAGCCUCGUCUGUACAUGAGGAGGAUUUGACUAAACUCUCAUGUCUGUGAACUAAUCCUGUGAAAUCUCUCUGACUUUCUGAUGUCUUAACCUAAGUGUCUGUCUGUCAGAACUCCAGCAAAAACCAGUGAACAGAGUUCCAAACACACAUCACAGAUACGUAAAACAAUGACACGUGGUUCUGUUUUUUAAUGCCAAACAGCAAAGGACAAAGUUACAGGUUUUAGCCCCGCUGCCAGAUGGUAGUUUAAUGCUGGUUUAAUACUGACCAGCAUUAAAUUAGAGUUGCAUCAUAACUCUGUCAUCAACCAAUGAGUCUAACAGGUUCAGAGCUUCAAAUCAUGUCUUUACAUAAACUUUAUACCCAAUCUAAGCAACAAAAAAAAAAAACAACCUCUUUCUUCACCAGAAGGUCACUGGCUCCUAUCCCAUUUUUUUUCCAAGACAAAAAUGUGAAGUUUGCAUGUUCCUGUGUGUGCUCGCUUCUUUAUUUUUGGGUACUUUUUUGUGUUGCAUAUUCCAAAACAUGCAUAUUGGAUUUAUUGAAGACAUUCAAUCUGACAGCAGGUGUUAGUGUGAAUGUUGACCUCCCCGUGAUGCUCUCCAUCUUUGGUCUGAUGUCAGCAGGGAUUGACCUCUUUGCCUUUAGCAGCCCUUCACACAGGCCCCAGAUUUAAACAGUUGGCAGGAAAGGCCGAAGAGUUGGCAGGAAAACAUUGGCAGGAAAAUUAUGUUACACAUUGUAACAGCUUAUAACUGACUGAAAGUUCCAACCUUUGAGUGAAGCAGCUUCACACAGAACUAAAUCAAUUAGACAAAUUUCUUCACUCAUUUUCCAGCACAUGUAGCCUCAGACAGGCUGUGAUGGCUAAAAACAAAUACUUGGACUUUUUCUGAGCUCUAACAUAACAUUUAAUGUACAAUUCAGUUCAUAUUUAGCAACAAAAUCUAAUGACUGUCACUGAGUUCAUACCAAAAAAAAAGAUUGACUGCAUAUUUUAUGAGAAAAGACAGGCGUUGUUAAAAAGGUGUUUAAAAUGCCCAAAUUUGUUUAAAGUUAGCCCCUGUAGGCCAGUGGUGGUACUACAACCAAAACUGCUUUCCUGUAAGGUUUCAAAAAACUGCAAUUGGUUGAAACGGAGAAGUUUUCACAUUUAUUCUCAGUCUUUAUCCCAGAUUUAGAAGGAUGACAUGUUUACCAGGUUGAAUGUGCAACUAGAAAGUCCAAAUUAACAUGCUGAAGCUAAAAUAGAUGUCGGAGGUGACUUUAUUAAUUACAACCUUCUGUUUACAUUCAUGUCUUCACUGAGACAUGACACCAAGCAGGUUUGCUGAAUCUUACUGGAGUUAAAGUCAUUUAUCAUCUCAAACACAUGUGUUGGGGAUGGAGAUACUGGUUUUCACUGGACGAGAUGAAGUGGAUUGGGAAGAGGUAGAGAUGUGGUAUAUUGGUCCUAUCUGUUGUAUACAUGAUCUGUUUUCUAUUUGUUAAUUAAAAAAAGACAGACAAGGUCUUGAAUAUCUUGAUGUUAAUAAAGUUGAAAACUUGGGUUUAUAAUAAGAA
This is a messenger RNA of Cynoglossus semilaevis (tongue sole), 10035 nucleotides long. RefSeq names its product protein tyrosine phosphatase receptor type Fa (gene ptprfa). The transcript has 37 exons. The coding region runs from base 1835 to 7570 and encodes 1911 amino acids. Gene Ontology annotation, biological process: protein dephosphorylation. NCBI's taxonomy places the organism in Eukaryota, Metazoa, Chordata, Actinopteri, Pleuronectiformes, Cynoglossidae. Gene Ontology annotation, molecular function: protein binding; protein tyrosine phosphatase activity. The record is from RefSeq and is a predicted model, not a curated record.